UGGGAAUAAGGCAGCUCUCGUGUUCUAUGUCACCGGCAAAUAACCCGGGCGUUCGAAAAAAGCCAAACCACCACCACCCACACCACCACCAAGCCCUCUCCAAACACUAAACUCCUUCAAAAUGAGCCCGGAAGCCUGGCUCCCGCAGCCCACCUUGUACCUCACUGGCCUCAGCUUGCUGCUCUCGCUGGCGCCCUCGGGACUGGGCAUGGAGGUGAUGGCUCCUGCCACCAUCAACGCCUUGAACGGCACCUCCGUGAAGCUCUCCUGCACCUUCAACUCCUGCUACAAGGUGGAGAACAAGCAGUUCUCCCUCAACUGGACGUACCAGGAGUGCAAGAACUGCUCUGAGGAGCUGUUCCUGCAGUUCCGGACGAAGAUCAUGAACAAGCAGCUGGACCGCUUCGGGAACCGCGUGGAGUUCACCGGGAACCCCACCAAGUACGACGUGUCCUUCACCCUCAACAACGUGCAGCUGGAGGACGAGGGCACCUACAACUGCUAUGUCCUCAACCCCCCCGACCGGCAGCGGGGCCACGCCAGCAUCAGCCUCAAGGUGCUCACCAAAGAGCCCCCGAAGCGCGACUCGACGGUGGCCGUCAUCGUGGGCGCCUCGGUGGGCGGUUUCCUGGCUGUGGUCAUCCUCGUGCUGAUGGUGGUGAAGUGCGUGCGCCGGAAAAAGCAGCAGAGGCUGAACACGGACGACCAGAAGACGGAGGAGGAAGGGAAGACAGACGGCGAAGGCAACCCAGACGAGGGCACCAAGUAACGCCCCCUGCCCGCCCCCCUU
Molecule: messenger RNA, 790 nt
Organism: Cygnus atratus (black swan)
Lineage: Eukaryota; Metazoa; Chordata; Aves; Anseriformes; Anatidae
Gene: SCN2B
Product: sodium voltage-gated channel beta subunit 2
Exons: 4
Coding region: 122-769 (215 amino acids)
Cellular component (GO): membrane
Source: RefSeq, a predicted model, not a curated record